This is a messenger RNA of Chanos chanos (milkfish), 1050 nucleotides long. RefSeq names its product PHD finger protein 23B-like. Gene Ontology annotation, cellular component: nucleus. The transcript is spliced from 7 exons. Bases 132 to 1025 code for a protein of 297 amino acids. The record is from RefSeq and is a predicted model, not a curated record. NCBI's taxonomy places the organism in Eukaryota, Metazoa, Chordata, Actinopteri, Gonorynchiformes, Chanidae. Gene Ontology annotation, biological process: negative regulation of autophagosome assembly; negative regulation of autophagosome maturation; positive regulation of protein ubiquitination.
UAUCAUUCUUUUAAGUCUAAGUUCAAAGAUUAAUACGCGUUUUCGUUGCGAAUGUGUAGGACCUAAUAAUUUAGCUUUUAUCAGCGUGAAGCAGAUUUCGCUGGAGGUGAAAACGGUUUUGUGCUGGUACAAUGCUGGGAAUCAUGGCUGACCAUCAAGAUACUGUGAGGACAUGCAAAACGGAACCACUGCCCUCUGAGAGGAGAAAAAGGACAGUGGAAGACUUCAAUAAGUUCUGCAGUUUUGUGCUUGCCUAUGCCGGAUACAUCCCCCCUCCUAAAGAGAAACACGACAAAACCAUCAGUCCAGAAAGCACCUGGUGUCCAGUCUCGCCCAGCUCUCCUCAGGGAUCGGGCAGCCGUGCGGAGGUCUCUCUGGGAGGGGGCUGGCAGGGGGGGCACUCUGACCUCCGCACCAUCCAAACCUUUGUCCAGAAGGCUGACGCGAACCGCAGAUCAAAGACCUUCCAGAGCCACUCCAGCAGCUCCCUGCUGGACAGCACACACCUGCACCACUGCCACUCUCUCAGCAAGGCCGACCGCAAGAAAGACAAGAAGUGUAAACGCUCCUCUUUAGGUCGAGGAGAGUCCAGGCCGCGCAUCAAACGCCGCAAGGUGCCAACGCCAGCCAAAGUAGGGCUGAAGAAACUGAAGAGCUUAGCCAAGAGUGAGAGGGACUGUCUAGAGGUCACCCUGCCCAGUGGGGCGGAGCUAAUGACCCGGGCGGUGGAGGUGGGAGGGGCAGUGCUUAAGCUGGAGGCGGAGUCAAGCUCCAGUGAAGGCGAGAUGUGGAUUGCAGAUGAAGAUAUCAUGGUGGAGUCAGGUGAUGACUCUUGGGGUCUGGUGACGUGUUACUGUGGGAAACCGUUUGCUGGCCGUCCGAUGAUCGAGUGUAAUGAAUGUGGUGUGUGGGUGCAUCUGUCCUGUGCCAGGAUCAAAAAGGCCAAUGUUCCCGAUAUUUUUUACUGUCACAAGUGCAGAGAGAACGGACAAGACCGGCGAAACAUCCACAAGAGAGGCCACUGAGGUGACGCUGUGUGUGCAUGUUAGA